This is a messenger RNA of Emys orbicularis (European pond turtle), 4779 nucleotides long. RefSeq names its product NHS actin remodeling regulator (gene NHS). The transcript is spliced from 9 exons. The record is from RefSeq and is a predicted model, not a curated record. The coding region runs from base 1 to 4779 and encodes 1592 amino acids. Gene Ontology annotation, biological process: lens development in camera-type eye; cell differentiation. Lineage: Eukaryota; Metazoa; Chordata; Testudines; Emydidae.
AUGCCCUUCGCCAAGCGGAUCGUGGAGCCCCAGUGGCUGUGCCGGCAGCAGCCGGCCGCCUCGCUGCUGGAGGAGAGUUUGGGCUGCCCCGAGCCCCGGGACCAGCCGCACCCGCAGCCCGAGCCGGAGGAGGCUGCCGCCGUGGUGCCCGCGGAGGGGAAGGAGGCUGCGGCGGUGCUGACGAUGCUGGAUCUCUGCUCGAUCAGUAACGGGGCCCUGGCCCGGAUCCUCCGGCAGCUGUCCGACGUGGCCCGGCACGCCUGCACCCUCUUCCAGGAGAUCGAGACGGAGCUGCAGCUGGCCCAGCGCAGGGUGCGGGCGCUGCACGGCAAGAUCAGCGGUGUGCAGGGGGUGCUGCGGAGCCUGGAUCCCAAGCAGGAGGCAGUGCCUGUCUCUAACCUGGAUGCAGAGAGUAAACUGAGUGUGUACUACCGAGCACCUUGGCAUCAGCAAAGAAAUAUUUUCCACCCCUCUACCAGACCGCCCUGUGUGGAGGAGCUGCACCGCCACGCCAAACAGAACCUGCGAGCCUUGCGUAGAGAACAACGAAACCGGGGUGAUAACAGAGAGCAGAAAGUCCCAGGGCCCAUCUCUGUGGUGGUUCCCCCAUUUCCCUCCUUCCCUGCAAUCUACAGUCAGAAGAGGAAAGAGAUAAAGGACCGGCACUUGCUAACAUUUAACAGCACCCGCUCGCCUUCCCCCACUGAGUGUUGCCACAUGACCCCGUGGAGUAGAAAGUCCCAUCCACCAGAGGAGGAAGACACAGAUGUCAUGCUAGGGCAGAGGCCGAAAAAUCCAAUACAUAAUAUCCCUUCUACACUGGAUAAGCAAACUAAUUGGAGCAAAGCACUACCUCUCCCAACUCCAGAGGAGAAAAUGAAACAAGAUGCCCAAGUGAUUUCCUCUUGCAUUAUCCCCAUCAAUGUCACUGGAGUUGGUUUUGACAGAGAGGCUAGUAUACGCUGCUCUCUUGUUCAUUCACAAUCUGUACUACAGCGAAGACGAAAGUUGAGAAGGAGGAAAACCAUCUCUGGCAUCCCCAGAAGAGUGCAACAAGAAAUAGAUUCUGAUGAAUCACCAGUAGCGAGAGAACGGAAUGUGAUUGUGCAUGCAAAUCCAGACUUCUCCAGUACAAUCAACAGGAGAUCAGGUACCAGAGACUCUGAGUGCCAGACUGAAGAAAUUCUCAUUGCUGCUCCAUCCAGAAGAAGAAUCCGAGCUCAGAGAGGUCAAAGUGUUGUAGCCUCCUUGUCACAUUCAGCCGGCAACAUUUUGGUGUUGACAGACAACGGUGACGCAAUGUUCACUACAGCAGUGAGCAACCGUAUCCGAUCACGGAGUCUUCCUCGUGAAGGUGCUAGAGCCAGUGAAGCUGAUCAAGAUGCUGAUGCCAAAACUUCAGCGUAUGAAGCAGAAGACUUUUUGGCAAGCCAAGAAAGAAUCCCGAAAAAGGGUAACAAUAACCAGGGUUCACAAGAACACCAGCCCAUAGGUUUAACUUGUUCUCAGAACCUUCACAGCCCAGAACAUAAUGUAAACGAGAGAGGGAGGUCAAGGUUGUCAAGGAUGGCAGAUUCUGGAAGCUGUGAGAUUUCAUCAAACUCUGACACCUUUGGGAGCCCCAUUCACUCUAUCUCCACAGCAGGAGUCCUUCUCAGCAGUCACAUGGACCAGAAAGAUGACCAUCAAUCCUCCAGUGGGAACUGGAGUGGAAGUAGCUCAACAUGUCCCUCACAGACAUCGGAAACCAUUCCUCCUGCUGCUUCUCCUCCGUUGACUGGCUCCUCACAUUGUGACUCAGAAUUGUCACUGAACACUGCUCCUAAUGCCAAUGAAGAUUCUAGCGUCUUUAUAACAGAGCAGUACAGUGAUCACAUAGAUAAGGUUCGAGGUCACAGGGCAAGCUCCUUCACCUCCACUGUAGCGGAUUUACUUGAUGACCCCAAUAACAGCAACACAAGCGAUAGUGAAUGGAAUUACUUGCAUCAUCAUCACGAUGCAUCCUGUCGUCAAGAUUUCAGCCCUGAACGCCCAAAGGAUGACAGCCUAGAAUGCCCAAGUUUUACGAGUAUGGCCACUUACGAUAGCUUUCUAGAAAAGACCCCAUCUGACAAAGCAGACACUAGCUCACACUUUUCUGUGGACACUGAAGGAUAUUAUACCUCCAUGCACUUUGACUGUGGUCUCAAAGGUAAUAAAAGUUAUAUUUGUAACUAUGCAGCCGCAGGCUCUGAGAGUGGCCAGAAUGCAGAUGUUGCUUCCAGUCUCACGGAUUGUGCCUGGCAGGAUUAUGUAAACCACAGGAGGCAGGGAAGACAGAGCAUCUCUCUUAAGAAACCAAAGGCAAAGCCAGCCCCACCAAAACGCAGUUCAUCUUUGAGGAAAUCUGAUGGCAGCACAGAUCUUCCUGAGAAGAAAGAACCAAAGAUAAACAGUGGGCAGCACGUGCCUCACACUUCCAGGGAAAUGAAGCUGCCACUUGAGUUUUCAAAUACACCUUCUAGAGUGGAAAACUCUAAUCUGCCAAGCAAACAGGAACUCUCCUGGAUUAAUCAGAAUGACAGUGAAUUAAAGAACAUUCAGUUUGACACCACGGAUAUUCCAUCAUUUAAAGAUGAAGGUGCUGAACAAUCUCACUAUGCAGAUCUCUGGCUUCUAAAUGACUUGAAAUCUAAUGAUCCUUAUAGGUCUUUAUCCAAUUCAAGCACAGCUACGGGUACUACAGUCAUAGAAUGCAUAAAGUCGCCAGAAAGUUCUGAAUCACAAACAUCCCAAUCUGGAUCGAGAGCCACCACCCCAUCCCUACCUUCUGUUGAUAAUGAGUUUAAGCUGGCUUCCCCGGAAAAGUUGGCGGGUUUAGCAUCACCCUCUAGUGGUUACUCCAGUCAGUCUGAAACACCAACAUCCUCUUUCCCGACAGCUUUCUUCUCUGGGCCCUUAUCUCCAGGGGGUAGUAAAAGAAAGCCAAAAGUACCAGAAAGGAAGUCCUCAUUGCAACAACCUUCUUCUAAAGAUGGCACUGUAUCUCUAAACAAAGAUCUAGAACUUCCAAUUAUACCUCCUACUCAUCUUGACCUAAGUGCUCUUCAUAAUGUCUUGAAUAAACCAUUUGCUCACAGAAACCAGUUGCAUGCUUUUAAUCACAAUAAACAGAACAUGGUAGGAGAAGCACUAAACCCUAAUCCUCCACCAGCCCUUGCUAUUACACCUUCAGUUCUAAAAUCUGUUCACCUUAAAUCGAUUAAUAAGCCUGAAGAAGUGAAACAAAAAGACGAUAAUACAGACCUUCUCUGCAUACAAGAAACCACAUUAAUGGUGACUGCCAUUUCUCCAGGCAAAAUGAGGCCACUUGUAGCUAAGAAAUCAGUAUCACGUCAGUACUCUACUGAAGAUGCCAUAAUGUCCUAUAUUGACUCUUCUCCAGUGGAGACAGGCCCUGAUAAACUGCAUUCAGAAAAAGAUUCAUCUAUCAGUGUACAGAAUAACUGUGAUCAAGAAACUGUAACCUCAGCAAAUGUGGGUAUUUUAGAAGCAAGCACCAUGAAAGACCAAAUGCAUCCAGUUGGUGAGCCUUUACCAGAGAACACACAAAUCCGUAACACUGCUACAGAAGGGUUUCAAAAAGGUUUAGCUGUCCUCACAAGUGAUUAUGAAGUUAAGAUAACUUAUCAUGAAACAGAACAGGAAGGGAGCCUUGAUCCUGUGCAGAUUAAGCAAGAAUUACCUGCAGUCUGUGAACAAAAGUUGGCAUCUAAACCUGUGGAUGAAACCACAUUCCAGUCUGAUCUACCAGCUGGGGGAGCAGACAUUAGUAAUCAGCCUAAGCAUCAGUUUGAUAUAAGCCACCGUGAUGACAAAGUGCCUGGGAAUAUCAGCUAUGAAUCAGAGAUAUCAACUGUAAAUUCACUUAAUGAAAAAAGUUCUGAGCAGGAAAAUGAUGUUGCAUCAGGUAUUCCAACCAAAAGUGCCUCUGAUGACAGCAGGACAGAGGAGACACAAGGGAGUGCAGAUGAUGCUUCACUGAAAGAAUCUUCUCCAAGUGAUGAUUCCAUAAUUUCACCAUUGAGUGAAGAUUCUCAGACUGAAGCAGAAGAUGUUUUUGUGUCUCCAAACAAACCUCGCACUACAGAGGAUCUAUUUGCAGUCAUUCACAGAUCAAAAAGAAAAGUACUUGGGAGAAAAGAUUCUGGAGAUGUUUCUGUAAGAAACAGAUUGAGAGCUUCAUCUGGGGCCAGCAGCACGUCACCUGCUAGCAGCACGUCACCUGCCAGCAGUGUGCCACCUGCCAGCAAUGUGGGAGCCCCAACAAGCAGUCAGAGGUCUCCAGGUCUUAUUUACAGGAAUGCCAAAAAGUCCAACACAUCUAACGAGGAAUUUAAGCUACUGCUCCUUAAAAAGGGCAGUCGAUCCGAUUCUAGCUAUAGGAUGUCAGCGACCGAGAUACUAAAGAGCCCUAUUUUGCCCAAAUCUCCCAGUGAGCUAAUUGUGGAUUCCCCUCAAAACACUGAUGAGACUCCCCAGGCAUCAACUCCUGAAGCAUUAUCCCCCCUGUCUCCUUGCUCCCCUAGAGUUAAUGCAGAAGGCUUCUCCUCCAAGAGCUUUUCUAUGUCUGCAUCUUCAAGAGUAGGGCGCUCGCGGGCACCUCCUGCAGCCAGCAGCAGCCGUUACAGCGUACGCUGUAGGCUGUACAAUACGCCGAUGCAAGCUAUCUCAGAAGGAGAAACUGAGAAUUCAGAUGGCAGCCCUCAUGACGACCGAUCUUCUCAGAGUUCAACAUAG